Globicephala melas (long-finned pilot whale) is the source of this 1430-nucleotide messenger RNA. It is a transcript of the gene KCNJ13, whose product is annotated as potassium inwardly rectifying channel subfamily J member 13. Lineage: Eukaryota; Metazoa; Chordata; Mammalia; Artiodactyla; Delphinidae. Gene Ontology annotation, cellular component: plasma membrane. Gene Ontology annotation, biological process: potassium ion import across plasma membrane; regulation of monoatomic ion transmembrane transport. Gene Ontology annotation, molecular function: inward rectifier potassium channel activity. The record is from RefSeq and is a predicted model, not a curated record.
CGUAAACCCAGUCCAAGAAGAGAACCUACAAGCUGGACUUGUAGAUUAAAAUUACCUCACCAAAAAGACAGUCUCUGAAAGCUUCCUCCAGACCUACCCGUGUAUAAAGCUGGCCCAGCAAAAGAACUGAGAAUUACAGCCUGAGAUGGAUGGCAGUAAUUGCAAAGUUAUUGCUCCUCUCCUAACUCAGAGAUACCGGAGGAUGGUCACCAAGGAUGGCCAUAGCACACUUCAAAUGGAUGGCGCUCAAAGAGGUCUUGCAUAUCUUCGAGACGCUUGGGGAAUCCUAAUGGACAUGCGCUGGCGCUGGAUGAUGUUGGUUUUUUCUGCUUCUUUUGUUAUCCACUGGCUUGUCUUUGCAGUGCUCUGGUAUGUUCUAGCUGAGAUGAAUGGUGAUCUGGAACUAGAUCAUGAUGCCCCACCUGAAAACCACACUAUCUGUGUCAAGUACAUCACCAGUUUCACAGCUGCAUUCUCCUUCUCCCUGGAGACACAACUCACAAUUGGUUACGGUACCAUGUUCCCCAGUGGUGACUGUCCUAGUGCAAUCGCCCUACUUGCCAUACAAAUGCUCCUAGGCCUCAUGCUAGAGGCCUUCAUCACAGGUGCCUUUGUGGCGAAGAUCGCCCGGCCAAAAAAUCGAGCUUUCUCAAUUCGCUUUACUGACUUAGCAGUAGUAGCUCACGUAGAUGGUAAACCUAAUCUUAUUUUCCAAGUGGCCAACACUCGACCUAGCCCUCUAACCAGUGUUCGGGUCUCAGCUGUACUCUAUCAGGAAAGAGAAAACGGCGAACUCUACCAGACCAGUGUGGACUUCCACCUUGAUGGCAUCAGUUCUGAGGAAUGUCCAUUCUUUAUCUUUCCACUAACCUACUAUCACUCCAUUAUACCAUCGAGUCCCCUGGCUACUCUGCUCCAGCAUGAAAAUCCUCCCCACUUUGAAUUAGUUGUGUUCCUUUCAGCAAUGCAGGAAGGCACUGGAGAAAUAUGCCAAAGGAGGACAUCCUACCUACCCUCUGAGAUCAUGUUACAUCACUGUUUUGCAUCUCUGCUGACCCGAGGUUCCAAAGGUGAAUAUCAAAUCAAGAUGGAGAAUUUUGAUAAGACUAUUCCUGAACUUCCAACACCUCUGGUCUCCAAGAGCCCAAACAGGACUGACCUGGACAUCCAUAUCAAUGGACAAAGCAUUGACAAUUUUCAGAUCUCUGAAACAGGACUGACAGAGUAAGAAAUAUCCAUAGCGCCCUAUUUUUUAAUGUAUUAAAUAUACUCAGCCAGUUAUGCACCUAUUUUUCCUUCAUCAUAUCUCAUGUUUUCUUUUUUCCAAUGCUGAUUACAUCUUUCUGAUUACAUCACGGUGAUCAAGCCUCCGCCCAUAAAAAAAAAUGGCUAGCAAUACACAUUGUGGAAAUAUAACAUUAUACAAAGUU